AUGGCUCAGAAGAUUCGAUCAAGACAAUACUCUCGUCUACUGGAGGUCUUUUUAUCAUCCAAAUUUGGAUUGAGGCUGAUUAAACAAAAGAAAACUUUGUUCAUUGAUGGUGGAAAUCACUCUCAUGUGGCUGUUUUGGCGGUAAUUUCACGUUCAAGCACAGAAGAGAACAGACACAUAACCGACCGAGUCAGCUUAAUGCUGUCCAAAGGGGAUAUCAGAAGCAUUGUGGACCCGAGGCUAGGAGAUAUGUUCAACGCCGGCUUGGCCUGGAAGAUCAGCGAAGUAGCAUUGGCUUAUGCAUCUCAGACUUCAGAGACAAGACUGACAAUGAGUCAGGUGGUGUUUGAACUAAAGGAGAGUCUCUGCAGAGCAAGAACCAGUGGUGGUUCCAGUGAAGUUACUCUCAGAGAUCCAACAAAGAUGAUGGUAUCAAUGAUUAAGGACCCGGGAGUGGUUCCUCAUCCGAAGUAG
Messenger RNA from Arabis nemorensis, 474 nucleotides. The record is from the annotation of a GenBank genome assembly. Lineage: Eukaryota; Viridiplantae; Streptophyta; Magnoliopsida; Brassicales; Brassicaceae.